This is a messenger RNA of Zeugodacus cucurbitae (melon fly), 1720 nucleotides long. It is a transcript of the gene Srp14, whose product is annotated as signal recognition particle 14 kDa protein. Gene Ontology annotation, biological process: SRP-dependent cotranslational protein targeting to membrane. The coding region runs from base 102 to 515 and encodes 137 amino acids. Gene Ontology annotation, molecular function: endoplasmic reticulum signal sequence receptor activity; 7S RNA binding. The transcript has 4 exons. Gene Ontology annotation, cellular component: signal recognition particle, endoplasmic reticulum targeting. The record is from RefSeq and is a predicted model, not a curated record. Lineage: Eukaryota; Metazoa; Arthropoda; Insecta; Diptera; Tephritidae.
UAAAAUAACUAUGUAAUGAAUGAACUUCAAAUUAUAAUAUACUGUGUGGUUUAUCGGCUAAACUGAGUUAUGUGUUACCAAUAAAUCAAACGCAUUUCGAAAUGGAAGGAAUGACUAUUCUACGUUUUCUGCUCUUGUCAAAAAGAUGUCAAAAAAUCAGUAAUUUCUUGCUUACGAAUGCGAAUAUGGUUUUGCUAGACAAUUCUUCGUUUAUAAUCCGGCUAGAAAAAUUUGCUAAUGCUGCGAAGAAGGACUCGUCUUUUUCCGUAACAUUCAAACGUUACAAUGGCCAGAAUAGGCCAAAACCACGAGAGGGACGCUCAGAUCUACCUGAACCUGAAAUAUACUUGUGCCUUAUGCGUGCACAAACGAAAUCAAAGAAAAUUUCUACAAUAGUGAGACAAGAAGAUGUUCCCAGAAUGAUGAAUAUGUAUGGGCAAUUCAUGAAAAGCAAUAUGGAUGGCCUGAAGCGUUUAAAGAAAGCGAAGAGCAAGUCGAAGGCAGCAAAGGGAUAAAAGCAGUCACAACCUUUUUAAAGAUGUAAUUUAUCUAAAACAAACUGUAAAAUUAUCACUUAAUUAGACAAUAACUGUCAGUGACAGUAAUUAUUAACUAAAUAAAACAUUUUUAAAGCUGGUGUAAAAAAGCACAUCGGUAAAAAAAUUGUAUUUGUAUAUAGAAAUGCUCAAACAUGUGAAAUCAGACUAAUUAAAGUAGGUAGCGAUUUUUUUUCAGAUACCCAAUCAAAACUUCCGAGAAUACAAUUACUUCCGUAAAUAAGUAAUACGUUUAAUCUACAAAUAUAUAUUUUAAUCCUUCUUCGUUAUUAAACCUUGCUUCUUUAAUUGACGCAGGGCACAUUUCGCAGCAGUGCACUUUGCUAUACGAUAGUUGCGGCCAAUACCACGGAAAGUUCCCUUGCAAAAUACGUCAACGGUAACUCGCACACGACGCCCAUCAGCCAGUUUCUCCGGUUUUCUAACAUAAUAAAAAAUAAAAUAUAUACAUAUAUAAAAGAACAUUUAAAUUUCAUCAUCUCAAGUUAUUAUUUGUAGUUACCCAAAUUUAGCUGUUUCUGGUUCCAAUUCUAGCAACUCUCUAAUGGGUGAUUUUGGCACUGAAUUACUAAAUUGUUCAAUUUCCGGUUUCAUCAUAUUGCUAUACACCUGCCACACAACGUCUAACGACAUAUUGGAAUCCAGAAAAAUUGCACCCGCAAUUGACUCAAAUACAUCACCUAAAGCUUUUGGUACUUCAACGUCUUCAGCGUCAUCACACUCUUCUUCCGAAAGUAGGUAAUACUACAAAAAUAUAUGGAAUAUUAUUUUUAACUAUCUACAUAUAUCCACAUAACUGUGGAAAAUUGCUUUUUACUUCUUCACUUAUACUGUGUCCAUUUUCGUUUUGUAUACGUACAAAACGAUCGAUAACUUCGUUUAGACCUGGAGACAAAUGUCGAAAAUAUUUGUGAAAACCGUGUCGAACGGCCAAUGAUGCAAAUAUAGUAUUAUUCACCAAAGCUGAACGUAAAUCAGUCAAGGCACCGGGUGAGUGUUGCCUGGGAUCUUCAUAGAGGUGACGUGUAAUUAAAUAAUCUAGGACUGCAUCACCCAGGAAUUCUAACCGUUGAUAACAAUCUGUCAAACGAUUAGGGGAAUAACUAGCAUGAGUCAUGGCCUGUAAUAGGUAAGAACGAUCGCGAAACCUAUAACCUAAAGUC